UCUUGUUUUGUUUAACAGCUGUUUUCAAUUUGUUUAUUGAAUUGUUGUGUGUGCAAAUCUUUUAUAUUACAUCGUACCUUAAUCAAAUUUUCAAAAUGCUGCAAAGGCGUUGUAUUGUUAUUAAUAUGCGUUCCGCCUUAGCAUUAAUUAUGAUUUUCAUAUUAAGUGGCAUACGACAGAGUCAGACCGCUGGUGGUAAUCUCAUGGAAACCGAAACAAAGUUGGAAGGUCAAACGAAAAAUAUCACCAACAGCAACGAUGCUAUACCACUUACAAUCAAAAGUAUCAAUGACACUAAUGUAUCCUGUCCAGUUGGACCAGAAAGUGAGUGUUCAACAUUACCACAUUCCUGCAUUCGCUGCCAUUAUAAUUAUUCAUGCCAUUACGGACGAGAUAUUAACGUUACUUGUGGGGCACUGGAUCAUGUACAAUGUCUGGGUAAUCGAACGUUCACACAACAAAUGAAUUGCCGUUACUGUUAUCAAACGGAGAAAUGGCAGCAGACGUGUGCAUAUCGCAGUAAUUGUCAUGCAUCAAGUGGCAGUUUCUAUCGUACCAAUUGCACGGUAAAUCCGGAUGUUUUUUGCCUUGGUAAUCGCUCAUUUACGCGGAAUGUUGUAUGCAAUUGGACGCAAGGCUAUCGAUGGAGUACCGCACUUAUAAUUAGUAUUACAUUGGGAGGAUUUGGCGCAGACCGUUUCUAUCUUGGCCACUGGCAGGAAGGAAUAGGCAAAUUAUUUAGUUUUGGUGGUUUAGGUGUUUGGACAAUUAUAGAUGUGCUGUUAAUUUCGUUACAUUACUUAGGACCGGCUGAUGGUUCAUUAUAUAUUUAGUAUUAAUAGUAGAUUUAGGUUAAUAAAACAUCAUCAAAUUUAGGAAACAGACUGUAAUAAAUAAAAGCAAAUGUAAGUGCAUAUGUUUUUCAUGAGAGUAGUGCUUCAUUUUAUUCAAAUAAAUUUUCAUUUUAUAACAUAA
Messenger RNA from Ceratitis capitata (Mediterranean fruit fly), 975 nucleotides. It is a transcript of the gene amx, whose product is annotated as TM2 domain-containing protein almondex. The record is from RefSeq and is a predicted model, not a curated record. The transcript has a single exon. NCBI's taxonomy places the organism in Eukaryota, Metazoa, Arthropoda, Insecta, Diptera, Tephritidae. The coding region runs from base 96 to 833 and encodes 245 amino acids.